CAUAAACCUCCCGCCCUGUGGCAUCGAUCUAUGGAAGAAUGAGAACUCGCUUCCUUGCCACCGAUUACUUUUCUGUUCCGUCGACUAGCGAAGCCCUAAAGGAUUUCCAAGCUCUGUCACUUCCAGCUCCAAAUGUCUACUCUCCGGAUCCCUUCCUUAGUGCAGAGAUCCCAUUACUAAUUCCAGAUUUCUCAGCACAACAUGAAAUCGACAGGUUUCCAUUUGAGGAAGCUCUUACCGAAUUCCUAUCGGAUGUCAUCCCACGGUUCCUUGGCGCUGGAGAAAGACCAUCCAAUCCUGGCAGCUCUGGGAUACAUCUUACUCCGUCCUCCGAGAGCAACCAAGAGGAGAUGGGAUCUACCGCAUGUGAGAUGGAAUGCGUGGAGGUGACUCAUCCAUCUACUUAAAAUUUCAAAUGAAGGAAUAUAUUU
Molecule: messenger RNA, 431 nt
Organism: Dendrobium catenatum
Lineage: Eukaryota; Viridiplantae; Streptophyta; Magnoliopsida; Asparagales; Orchidaceae
Product: protein SHORTAGE IN CHIASMATA 1-like
Exons: 1
Coding region: 39-407 (122 amino acids)
Biological process (GO): resolution of meiotic recombination intermediates; reciprocal meiotic recombination
Source: RefSeq, a predicted model, not a curated record